Messenger RNA from Dicentrarchus labrax (European seabass), 2083 nucleotides. It is a transcript of the gene plgrkt, whose product is annotated as plasminogen receptor, C-terminal lysine transmembrane protein. Gene Ontology annotation, cellular component: plasma membrane. Gene Ontology annotation, biological process: positive regulation of plasminogen activation. The coding region runs from base 344 to 793 and encodes 149 amino acids. The transcript is spliced from 5 exons. NCBI's taxonomy places the organism in Eukaryota, Metazoa, Chordata, Actinopteri, Moronidae. The record is from RefSeq and is a predicted model, not a curated record.
GCUGUUUUCGAUGCGACGCACACAUUCCCUUGAACCCUCGCUAGUCCUGCUUCUGUGACCAGUAUCAUUAUAUUAUUAAGCUUACCGUCUUCAAACUAUAUUAGGUAUGUAAAGGUUUCGUUUUCAGUUAGCCAAGCUGCCACUCAAGGUUAAAGUGUGUUGCUGUUUCAUGUUGGUGACAGUAGCACAUUUUGUUGAGUUGUUAAGUUAACUAAACAGGAAAUCCCACAAAGCACAGCUAAGCGUGCUAGCAGCUAACAAUAGCAAGGUGUGUACGUUAGACGGUGCAUUAAAUUAACAGGUGCUCUCGAGUCAGCUAUUGUCAACGAUUAACGACGCCACCAUGGGGUUUAUGCUGUCUAAAUCCAUGGACGAAAAGGUUAUAAAGCAGCAAGAGUUCCUGCUGCACAACUCCCGGCUGCAGCUGGAGCGUCAGAUUGUGAUGCAGAACCAGAUGAGAGAGAGACAGAUGGCUAUGCAGAUUGCCUGGUCCAGAGAGUUUCUCAAAUACUUUGGCACUUUCUUUACCGUGACUACAGUUGGACUCACUCUCGGUGCUGUUAAAAGAAAGAGACCAGCCCUAUUGGUUCCCAUCCUUCCUCUCGGGUUCAUAUUUGCCUACCAGAUGGAUAGUGCCUAUGGGACACUUAUUUAUCGUAUGAGAGGAGAGGCUGAGAGUAUCAUGGCAUCUGAACACGACCGUCUGGACAUGCCUCAAGGGACUCCAAGUUUCGAUAGCAUAGAGAAGGUCCGCCGCGCUAGAAGCAGCCUCAGCUCCCUCCUGGAGAAAUGAUGUGUUGGUUAUUUGAGACAAAAUCAUAAUCGUCCAGCAGACGCAUUCACUCGUUCUGCUUUUGCUUAAUUAUGGAAAAAAUGUAUGUCAACUGCCUUUAUUGAGUCUAUGGUUUGCACUAAUUAUGUAUCAUGGACAUCAACUUAAAUUAGUCUCAAUAUGAAUGAAUAUUAAAUAAUGAUGUUUUUGUGGUAAUUAUUAGAGGUGCAUCAGUAGCCAAGCACUUUGUGCUUUAUUUAUAGCAGAUGCAGAAUGCCAAUAAAAAUACUUGAAUUAGUUACUGUCGGUACACUGUCAGUACUGUAGUGUGUCAUAAAAAAUCUACAUCGAUUUAAUUGAACCAUUGUAACAUAAUUCACCCAGAGACUAUAGAACACUGAGACAAUAGCUGUGUCCCAAAUUCAGUCUACAUACUAAAUCUAUACAGUGUGUACUAAAUAUGUAUCGCAGUAUAAUACACAAAAUUACCAACAUACUUUUAAACUACAGGAAAUUACACAGUACAUAACGGAUGUCAAUCAACCCUGAGAAGCUACUGCCAAUUAAACUUCAUAAAAAGACACCAAAAUGUUUUUGCUAUUUUAAUUUAUUUGAUUUAAUUUUUUUCUUUGUUUCUCAAAGAUUUUUUGGAGCUGUUUCACCAGCACUUAGAAUUUAUUAAAAAAUUUUUGAGCUUUGUGCAUCAUCAGUGCACUCAAAAAUGGUAAAUUUAGUUUGCAUGCUACCUGGUUUGUGUAUGUAUUUUUUUUGUCACUUUUCCGGCCUUAACACACGGCCUUAAAAAGCUGCAUAGACUCAUUAUGUAGUAUGGAGUUUGGACACUACGUACAGUAUGUCUCAACAAAUUGUUUUAUGUGUUUGACCACUAGAGGGCAUAAAGACUCUUAAACACACUCACAGUAACAUAAGCCUUACAAAGUCUGAGCUUAACGAGGUCAUGUUUUAGCAAACAGUUGCCUACUUGCGGACACAAAGCAACAUGAAAAUCUCAGUGGUGUAUAUUUACUGGCUGUCUGACACGUACAAAUGCAAUAUUUAAAUGCUUUUUAGCUCUAGUUUGAUUAACAGAGACACAUAUUGGAUAUUUGUCCUGACAGCAGAAGAUUGUAAUUCCCUCAAACUACUUGCUAAGGUUGAAUUUGAGUGCUAAGGAGCCUUAUGCCAGUUUUCAGUGGAUGUAAAAUAUUACGAGGCACUAAUAUUGAUGCAUUCUGUGUUUACCAUCCUUUUGUUUGACAUCAUGGAAACUAUAUUUAUAAAUCCAAUAAACAGAAAUAUUGCUUUCUCUUA